This is a messenger RNA of Stegastes partitus (bicolor damselfish), 1548 nucleotides long. It is a transcript of the gene smim5, whose product is annotated as small integral membrane protein 5. Lineage: Eukaryota; Metazoa; Chordata; Actinopteri; Pomacentridae. The transcript has 3 exons. Bases 555 to 773 code for a protein of 72 amino acids. The record is from RefSeq and is a predicted model, not a curated record.
UGCACAGAGGGUGAGGGGGAGUGAGAGACAGCGUAAGCAGCAGCGAAAGAGUUGAUUUGGAAAAAGGUUGGAGGAAAGAGAGAGGGAGGGCGAAAGAGGAGGAGGAGGAGGAGAAGGAGGACGUACACAAACUCCCAGAGAACAGGAGGAGAAAGUGGAGCAGGCUGCAGAAGGAACAGUCGCACAUAAGCGGCUGCUGAUCUGCACCAAGAGUCAAAUUACCCCCAGUGCUGGUGUCUCAGGCUGAACUGGAGCAGGCUAAUUAGAUGAAGAGCCUGAGACCAGCAGGCACCACAAACAAACUUGAGAAAAAGAGAAGGGGGAAGGGUGAAAACAAGAACAAGUCUGUGAAACAUCGUGGGGACAGUUUCAUGCACUGCUGAGUUUGGUUCUCCUUUCGGAGAAGAGUUGAGAGAUGGAAACAGUGACGCUCUCACUGUGAAGUUGUACGCGCUCACUUGCAGAGUGUAGAAAGUUCUGCAGUUUGCUUGAAGAAAGAAGCCCAAGCCAUUUCUGCAUCGUCUGUCGUGCAUCGCCGACUUCUGAAAGUCAGCAUGGAGGUGAAAAAUGAGAUGAUGGAUAUUCUUCAGAGAGUGUGGACCAAACUGCAGGGUCUCCCACAAGCAAAUUCGCUGGAGCUGGGAGCCUUCUUUGUGCUCAUCCUGUUUGUCGCCACGGUUCUCUUCAUGGUCGUGCUGUCCUGUGUCCACUGCUGCUGCUGUGGGAAGCCAAAAUACCAGGCCUCAAGAGUUCAGCCUGUCCAGCCCAUCUGAAAAGGAGACAGAGGGCAGAAGCCACCAACAAAUACAACCUCCACCCGUGUUUCUGUCCUCCAUGGAAUCACUCACUUGAUAAAAGUCCCUUUUUCUCACUUUUUAAAUUAGUCAAUGAUUUUUUUUCAGAGCCAUUGGUUUCUUUGGUGCGCAUCAAAUGGGAUUAAUCUAGGAAAGGAUGAGACGUCAUUGCCAUAUUUCCAUCUCUGGGUGAAAGACUGGAUCAGCAUCCAGAAAGCCACUGGAAUCCAUUUAAAUCAGCAGAGUGGCACGACUCAUCAAGAUUCACUACAAAUGAGAACAAUAGAACACUGUGUGGCAGCGUUUCAUGGACAAAAAGAUGUAAGAGAGCUAAUUUGUGCUCCAACAUCACAGAGACUCCGUUAUUACAAACGUAGCUGUUCGGUAUGCUGUUGACAUUCAUCAGGAAUGUGAGAAACAACAAAGAAAAUAUACAUUCCAACAUGUGCAUGUGUAGUGGACUUGAAGUUACAUGUUUUGAACAGGAACCUGCCUUUGUUAAAAAAAAAAAAAAAAGAAAAAAGACAGAGCGCCCUCUGCUGGCCCACUGAAGAAUAUUUGUUUUUGGGAAUUGUGCCAAUAGAAAAUGUGAGCUGCUGUUUCAGCAGUUACAACUGUAUUCUCUUUAUGUUGUAAAAUACAAGUGUCACAUGAAGGCACUGCAGUGUUUCAUUAGCAUAUCAAGCUGUGUGUUAAUAUGUUUGAUGCUCAUAUUUGUAUGAAUGUAAUAAAUGUUCAAUGUAUUUCCAAAAAA